AGUUUAUUUUUGUUAUGGCGGAGACCGUUUAUGGAAGGGAACAAAUGCUCGCAAAAGCGCUGAUUUAGACAUGAUUAUAGUGCGGAAGUUUUAUGGUGAAAAUUACGGCGCGGGACAAGAAAGAGAUCGAAGGCAGCGCGAGGCUCGUCUCAGAAGCAGCCCAGUGGCAGGGCACAGCGAGGUGUUGAGUAGUGAGGUCGUCCCCGUUGAGCCGGUGUGUGCACGGCCCCGUGGUGGUCGGAGUACGGGGGAUGCCAAGUGAUCGUGGUGGGGGUAGUUGAUCGUUGUCGCGAGAGCCAUUUGGAAGAAGAAAAAGGAAAGGAGAAGGAAAAUAUAAAAGUUUUGUUUUUGAGAGUAGUGGUGAAGGUAUAGUGCUCGUUCAAGAUGUCGCAGAUGGAUUUGUUCACGCCGUUACUACAGACGACGGACACCCGCAAGAAGCUGGCCAUAGGCACGGACAUCAUCAAUUACCUUGGCCUGCCUUCCAACAGCAUCGAGUGCGAUGACAUCGGCAUGUUCAUCGACGGCCUCGUGCCAUGGCUGCAGAGUAGCAACUUCAAG
This is a messenger RNA of Penaeus monodon (black tiger shrimp), 561 nucleotides long. Its product is annotated as CLIP-associating protein-like. Gene Ontology annotation, biological process: microtubule polymerization; centrosome duplication; mitotic spindle organization. Gene Ontology annotation, cellular component: centrosome; spindle pole; microtubule plus-end. The record is from RefSeq and is a predicted model, not a curated record. NCBI's taxonomy places the organism in Eukaryota, Metazoa, Arthropoda, Malacostraca, Decapoda, Penaeidae. Gene Ontology annotation, molecular function: microtubule plus end polymerase activity; microtubule plus-end binding.